This is a messenger RNA of Prosopis cineraria, 1600 nucleotides long. Its product is annotated as protein DJ-1 homolog B-like. The transcript is spliced from 8 exons. The record is from RefSeq and is a predicted model, not a curated record. Lineage: Eukaryota; Viridiplantae; Streptophyta; Magnoliopsida; Fabales; Fabaceae. Gene Ontology annotation, biological process: guanine deglycation, glyoxal removal; protein deglycation, glyoxal removal. Gene Ontology annotation, molecular function: protein deglycase activity. Gene Ontology annotation, cellular component: cytosol; nucleus. Bases 38 to 1333 code for a protein of 431 amino acids.
UUCUCGCACUGUCACACAGAACCGCCCAGAAGCAUAAAUGGCUCUGCGUCACUUGCUUCUAAAACUCCCUCCUUCCCUCUCCAACUUCACUCCCAAACCCACCCAGCUCAAGAAGCGCAUCCUCUCCGUCUCUGGUUCUGCAACAGCUAUGGCUUCCUCUGCUCGGAAGGUUCUGGUUCCGAUUGCGAAUGGUACGGAGCCUAUGGAGGCUGUGAUUACGAUCGAUGUUCUGCGACGAUCGGGAGCUGAUGUUACCGUUGCUUCUACUGGGAAGCAGCUUCGGGUCGAAGCUCUACACGGCGUCAAGAUUAUUGCCGAUGCUUCUGCUUCUGAUGUGGCCGAUAGUGCUUUCGACCUUGUUGCUUUACCUGGGGGUGUUCCAGGUGUAGAUAAUCUCAGAGACUGUGAAACUUUGGAAAGCUUAGUGAAAAAGCACGUUGCAGAUGGACGGCUUUACGCUGCAGUAUGCGCUGCUCCGGCCGUGGUACUUGGAUCGUGGGGUUUGCUCAAGGGGCUGAAGGCAACUGGUCACCCAUCAUUUAUGGACAAAUUGGCCUCUCAUGCGACGGCUGUUGAAUCAAUAGUGCAGCUGGAUGAAAAAGUUGUGACUAGCCGUGCACCAGGCACUACCAUGGACUUCGGUAUUGCGCUGGUUGAGCAGUUAUAUGGAAAGGAGAAGGCCAACGAAGUUGCUGGUCCACUGGUCAUGCGAUCCAAUCAUGGAGAAGAAUAUACUUUCACUGAGCUAAACCCAGUCCAAUGGACAUCUGAUAAUCCCCCCAAGAUUCUUGUACCAAUUGCUAAUGGCACUGAGGAAAUGGAAGCUGUUAUUAUCAUUGAUGUUCUGCGAAGAGCAAAAGCAAAUGUUGUAGUUGCUUCUCUUGAGGACAAAGUAGAGAUCGUAGCUUCUAGGAAAGUUAAACUGGAGGCGGACAUGCUCCUUGAUGAGGCAGCUAAACUUACAUAUGACCUAAUUGUGCUGCCAGGUGGACUUGGUGGUGCCCAAGCUUUUGCGAAGUCAGAAGCUCUGGUCAGUUUGCUGAAAAAGCAGAGAGAAUCAAACAGAUAUUAUGGAGCAAUUUGUGCAUCCCCCGCGUUAGUCUUGGAGCCCCACGGCUUGCUAAAGGGUAAGAAGGCCACUGCGUUUCCUGCUAUGUGCAAUAAGUUAUCAGAUCAGAGCGAAGUUGAAAAUAGGGUUGUAGUUGAUGGCAAUCUUAUUACCAGCAGAGGACCAGGGACCUCCAUGGAGUUUGCAUUAACUAUAGUGGAAAAGCUGUUUGGGCGGAAGUUAGGACUAGAACUUGCAAAAGCUAUGGUUUUUACUCGCGCAUAGUGUAUUUAAGCAUGAGUGGCUCUUUAAGCUAACGUAUAGAGAUGUCUAUGUUUGAAAUAUCGAGUGGUAAACGAAUAUAGUGUGGCUAUUUGAAUGUAGCUUGCUAGUCGCUUCUCACAUGCUCUGCUGGAGGGAGAGUCGUCUGGAAGUUCUCUUGUUGAAUUUGAAUUCACUAGAACUUUUCCUCUCCGUAUCCGUUGGGCUUCUGUCUCCAACUAAUUUCUUUUGUAGACUAAAUAAAAAAGGUUGAUUACUUCUCUCUUUGAA